Messenger RNA from Rotaria socialis, 1857 nucleotides. The record is from the annotation of a GenBank genome assembly. NCBI's taxonomy places the organism in Eukaryota, Metazoa, Rotifera, Eurotatoria, Philodinida, Philodinidae.
AUGUCAUUAACUAAAGGAGAUAAAUCUGCGUCGAAAUACAAUCAAGAACCUGAAAAUAAUAAUGACGCUGAGAUUAAUCAAACCCGUCCAACAACAGCUGCAUCCGAUCCUAAAAGUAAAUGGCUGCCAGCUCAUAGUGAUUAUGUUGCAGGAAUUAAUACAGUUGAAACAUGUAUAGAGCUUGUAGAUUUGUAUGCGGAAGGCUCAGUUAAUUUAGUUAUUGCUGAUUUUGGAAAUAUUCUUCUAGUACCGAAAUUACAAGCCAAACUAAAAGUAUUCAAAGGAUUUUCCCUACUAAAAGAAAAUAAUCUUUCAGAUUUACCAUGUGCUGUUGUUGCUUGUUAUACAGAUAACCUUCAGCCGAGAAUUCCUGCGCUGGCAGUUGCCUCUGGUCCUGCUGUUUUCCUGUUUAAAUCACUUCGACCCUAUUAUAAAUUUGUAUUACCUCAAUUAGAAAUAUCUCAAGUAGAAAAAGAUGUUUGGCUCAAAGCAAGAGAGAGUAAUAUUGACAUUCAAGCAAUGCAUGAUAUUCUUAAUGAUCUUCAUCGUACCGGUUCGACUAUUUUAACAAACCGAUCUUUCAUGUUUUUACAAAUGACAAACAACACUGAGGCACAACAGUUCGUUGAACAUUUUAAAAAUAUUGAAUUAAAACGGCAGAGUUGUAUAACGUGUAUGAAAAAAUUAAAUAAAAAUUGCGCUGAUGAAGAUGCAAUUAAUUGUCUUGUAAUUGGUACUGAGGAUCAAAAUAUCUAUAUAGUUGAAUCUGAAGCAUUCACAAUACUCGCUACCAUGAAUUGUCCUGCAACUCCAUCAUUUCUUGAUGUAUCCGGUAUUUAUGAUGUUGAAUUUCGUAUCUUAGCCGCUUGUCGUAAUGGAUAUAUUUAUUUAUUUCGAAGAGGAAGCGCACAACCACGAAAUUCUAUUUAUUUAAAUUCAAUUGCUGUUGGUCUUGAACGUUUUGGUAAAAAUAUAAUUGUUGGUUGUAUGGAUUCAUCAUUACAUUGUUAUACAACAAAAGGUAAACGCUAUUGGAAACACAUACUACCAGCUCAAAUCACUGCAAUGUGUCAGAUUGAUUAUCGUCCAAGGGGUUUUCAAGCUGUAGCUGUUGCAUUAGCAAAUAAUGAAAUACAUUUAUAUAAAGAUAAAUUUCUUGUUGAUGUUAUUCAAAUUGAAGAAAAUGUUUAUGCAAUGAAAUUUGGACGACUAGGACGAGAAGAUGCAACAUUAGUAAUGGUUACAAAAAAUGGUGGUCUCGUACUGAAAAUUCUAAAACGUACAGCAGUCUUUGAAGAAAGCGAUGUACUUCAUGGUCCACCAAAAGAGCAACAAGUUAAAAUUGAUGUACCAAAACGAACCAAACUCUAUGUCGAUCAAACCUUACGUGAAAAAGAACAAGCAGAAAAUAUGUAUCGAAUAUUUCAACAAGAUUUAAUUCGUUUGAAACUAUUAACCGGUAAAGAAUUUCUUAAAUCAAUACAAGCUGGACUAAAUCCAAUCGCUAAAACAAAAACCGAAGCUAUAAGAAUCAAUGCUGAAGUUCAUGGUCUCGGUCCGCGAUUUAAAUUAACAAUUAAACUUCAAAAUACAUCAGCAGCAACGUUAUCGCCGAUUAUAGAUCUUUUUCUAUCAUUUACAUACGAUGAGAAUAUUUAUAAUCUCAAUCCGAACUACAUCGAAAUUCCAAUUCUUAUCAACGGAAUCGAAUACGGUUUUUGCUCAUUUGUUACUUGUAUUACUGACAAAGCAAUUUCGGAUACAAUCAAAGUUUUUGUUUGUCGACGCGAUUCAACAGCGCCAUUAAUAUCUGCGGCUAUCAAUAUGCCUAUUGCUGAACCGAAUAUUUCGAUAUGA